AUGUUUUAUUUAUAUAUAUGAAGCAUAGAGAUCCCUAUACUUCGUAUUUCUCUAGCUGUCGUGAUUACUAAUAUCUGCUAUCCUGGUAUGCGCUAGGACGGAUUGGGACAGCUAACUUAAGAAUGACAGCCUCAGGCGUCCAACAAUGAGGCAAAGGCCGCUGUGGCUGGUGCCCGGUCCGACCGCGAAGCUGUUCGUCAUUACUAGCUGCUUCUGCUCUUAUACACCCGCUGUUACUCUCCCUUCCUACGAUUCUUCCCGUUGAUGGUUCUUGGUACCCGUAUUACCACACGUUGAACACUCUCCGCAGAAGGCAGCCUACUCUGAAUAUAAGUGGGCGUGUCUCAACUUUCACAUUCUCCUCUCCUCCCAACAUGGCCCUCGACAACUACUACCGCAACAAAAUCGAGAGCCUGAAGCUCGAGAUCAUCCAGGGACAGGGGGUCCUAAGACGGCUGGAGGCUCAGCGUAAUGAUUACAACUCGAGAGUGCGUCUAUUACGAGAGGAGCUUGGCCUGCUCCAGCAGCCUGGCUCCUACGUCGGUGAGGUGGUGAAGGUGAUGAGUACCAAGAAGGUUCUGGUCAAAGUGCACCCAGAAGGGAAAUAUGUUGUGGAUAUUGCGGACGGCGUCGAUAUCAACAAGCUCACAGUCGGAAAACGCGUGGCCUUGCUAUCGGACACUUACAAACUGGAAAGCAUGCUCCCUUCUUCCGUCGAUCCUCUUGUCUCUCUCAUGAUGGUCGAGAAGGUCCCGGACAGCACUUACGACAUGAUUGGCGGUCUAGACCAACAGAUCAAAGAAAUCAAGGAGGUCAUCGAGCUGGGACUGAACCACCCGGAGCUGUUCGAAGCCCUUGGUAUUGCGCAGCCAAAGGGUGUGCUUUUGUACGGACCGCCAGGGACGGGCAAGACGCUUCUGGCACGGGCAGUGGCCCAUCACACGGACUGUCGGUUCAUCCGAGUUAGCGGGUCGGAGCUGGUGCAGAAGUACAUCGGUGAAGGUAGCCGAAUGGUGCGCGAGCUAUUCGUCAUGGCUCGAGAGCAUGCUCCCAGCAUCAUAUUCAUGGACGAGAUCGACAGUAUUGGGUCAAGUCGAAUAGAUCAAGCCGGCUCGGGCGACUCGGAGGUGCAGCGGACCAUGCUCGAACUGCUUAACCAACUCGACGGGUUUGAGCCCACGAAAAAUAUCAAGAUCAUAAUGGCUACGAACCGACUGGAUAUCCUCGACCCUGCGUUAUUGCGACCUGGGCGGAUUGACCGGAAGAUUGAGUUCCCACCACCGUCAGUAGAGGCUCGUGCGGACAUUCUACGGAUCCACUCGCGGUCGAUGAACCUGACGCGCGGGAUCAACCUGACGAAGAUCGCAGAGAAGAUGAACGGAUGCUCGGGGGCGGAGCUCAAGGGAGUAUGCACCGAAGCAGGCAUGUAUGCGCUCCGAGAGCGACGGGUUCACGUGACGCAAGAGGAUUUCGACCUGGCGACGGCCAAGAUCCUCAACAAGCACGACGAUAAGGAGACAGCGUUGGGGAAGCUUUGGAAGUAAGCUGGUGAGUGAGAGCAGGUUUUCUGGGGAAGGGGUGUACGUACUACGCAGUAGUAGUGUAUUGCUCAGGCAGCUAGUUUUUGAGGUAGCCAAGAGAAGAUGGUUCAUACAUAGGAUCCAUCUGCCUAGCUAGUGCUGAAGAUUAAUAAUGCCAUACUCCGCAAAUCUCGGUGUUCUGCAGUCCAGUACAUUUGCGAAAUGGGGUUUAGGGAGACCAGGGGGAGCAUUGGCGCCAAGGGGACACGAGGCAGAAGAAAUGGGAGAAUGCAGAUACGAAGAGGAUGCGCAGCGAGCCAUACGAGACGCGACAAGUCACCGUUGAUC
Molecule: messenger RNA, 1868 nt
Organism: Monascus purpureus
Lineage: Eukaryota; Fungi; Ascomycota; Eurotiomycetes; Eurotiales; Aspergillaceae
Source: the annotation of a GenBank genome assembly